AAAUUUGCUGGUCGUGUGUAAUGACGCUACUAACGGAGCGUCGUGCCAUUUGGUGUGGUUAUAUGUGCCGUGGCUGGCUCGCAGUGACAUGCACUGCGGAGGACUGAAAUCUUCUCUGGCUUGCACACACAGCGAACACACGCACGCAUACUGGACCCAUUACUGACAGACCGACAUCGGAAAGAGGAUACAACCAUCUGAAGCCAUUUUACUCCAGCAGAGAAAUAGGGAUAAUCGAGUUAGAAUUCUAAUUAUUCCCGUUUGUUCUGAUUCCUGUGUGUGUGGAUACGGCGGUGUACGUGUACGCAGCCUUCGACAUUCGCUCCUGGUCGACAUUAUGUGAGCGGCCGGAGAUGGAACGAUUCGUACUGUAAACGAUAUGAACCGUUUGCCAUUGUGCAAGUGUAACGGUAUUGGGCAACGGGCAGUGCGGGUUUACAACAGCUUGUGCAGCCAGCGAGCAGCGGCCGUUAUUUACAAAGGUGCAAGUAUCAACAGCAGUCUAACGGAAUGCUAAAUACAAUGGAGCUCGGACUGGAAUUUAUUCCUUGGCCCGCAACCCGGUGAGUUCAGAUGUGCAAGACGCUACCUCGUCCUCUCCCCGAUGAUCGAAUGCCUGCACAGAGCAAAGACAAGGUGACACGGUCUACACACAACAAACAUGGAUGCUAUAUCAUUUUGUGCACCAUUGGUGGUGCUGCUGUCCAUCAUUUUAUCCAUCUUUCCGCAAGGAUGCCUUGCGUCCGAGGCAGAGGAGAGACUCUUUAAUACUUUAUUCACCGGAUACAAUCGGCUUAUCCGUCCAGUGCGAAACAAUACGGAUACGUUAAAGGUUGAGUUUGGGCUGACCAUGUCGCAACUUAUUGAUGUGGACGAAAAAAAUCAAAUUAUGACAACGAAUGUGUGGCUGAAACAGCAAUGGUUUGACUACAAGUUAUCCUGGAAUCCAGAAGAGUAUGACGGGAUCAUGAUACUUCGCGUACCAGCCCUGAUGAUUUGGCUUCCAGAUAUUGUGCUUUACAACAAUGCCGACGGAAAAUACGAAGUCACAUUAAUGACAAAAGCUCUGGUAUAUUCCGACGGGACAAUAUAUUGGCUUCCACCGGCCAUCUACAAGAGCUCGUGCAAGAUAGACGUCCGGUACUUCCCUUUCGACCAGCAGGAAUGCAUCAUGAAAUUCGGCUCCUGGACGUACGAUGGCUUGUUGAUCGACCUGAUGCCCCUGGGCGGGCCCGAUGUGGAUUUGGAGGACUAUUGGCAGAGCGGGGAGUGGUAUAUCAUCGGCACGCCUGGUACCAAACACACGGUGAAGUACCCCUGCUGUGACGAGAUCUACACGGAUAUCACUUUCAAUAUGAUCAUCCGCAGGAAGCCCCUGUUCUACACGGUCAACCUGAUCCUGCCGUGUGUCCUCAUCUCCUUCCUAACCGUGCUGGUCUUCUACCUUCCAUCGGACUCUGGUGAGAAGAUCACGCUGUGUAUCUCGGUGCUGCUCGCCUUGACUGUGUUCUUGCUCCUGAUUGCCGAGAUCAUCCCUCCUACGUCCUUGCUCAUCCCGCUCAUCGGUCGGUAUCUUCUCUUCACCAUGGUCCUUGUCACCCUGUCAAUCGUCAUAACCGUUAUUGUCCUAAACAUCCACUACCGGGCCCCCAGUACGCACAUCAUGCAGCCCUGGGUACGACGCGUCUUUCUGGAGAUCCUACCACCCCUCUUGUACAUGAAACGCCCUCAGCGGUACCCCAGUAAGGCCAACAAGGGCACUCAGAGAGACCCUAAUUACUUUGAGCUGAAAGAGGUGGUCCACAAGGAUGCAGACUCGACGCGGAGUAACGGUAGGGACAUAUAUGACAAUCACCAUUCGGGCUUCAAACUCAGGACACUGUCGGACGACGUGGCCGGCAGUGAUGGCGAAUCCUCCAAGUCCUCCGGUGGUACUCGCUUCUCCAAGGAGUUUAAGCAAGCGGUUGACGGCGUGCGGUUUAUUGCCACACAUCUAAAAACCGAAGAAGAUUACAACAGGAUGACAGACGAUUGGAAAUACGUUGCCACAGUGAUUGAUCGGAUCUUCCUAUGGGUGUUUCUCAUCUGUGUCAUCUGUGGUACCAGCGGUAUUAUCCUGUCGGCGCCGCUCAUAUUCGAGCCGGUCCUGGAACAGGACGACAGCAUCUGAUUGGAAUUGUUUGCUGUGCAUUGUGGGUUGGUUGGUUGGUGUCGCUUUUAUCCACAAGAACUAAACAUUGCAUCAGGUAGACAGUGUAGCCUCUUGAGAAGCUUGGACGAAUAUAUUUAUUUUUCUUCACGGAGUAUCUUGUCAUGUGCCACGGCACGUUUGGCAAUUGCAGAUCUCACGGGGAAAUAUACCUGCCACGUGGACGGAAGCACCUUCGGUUUGGGAAAUGGAGGUCCAUUUCAUACACCCAACCAUCGGAGUGAGCCGCACAAACUUGUACAUACGCGCAUUUCAAUGGACUUGGUGCUUAUACCAGACACUGCUGUUCGGUUUUUGCAGGAAACUACGAGAAUCGGAUUUUUUGUUUCUUCCAACGGUUGUGAAACCGUCAACGAGUAAUGUAAGAUACCUAUUAACGUGCUUUGGACUACGGUUCACAGGUUAUUAGCGCCCAUGUAAGUUACGUGGAAUGUUCAGUUCUUUCAGUGAUUGUAACUUGAUGCAGAUACUUCUGUUGGAGGUUGUGUGGAGCUCGAAUACAGCUGCAGUUAAGCUGCUGAUGGAAAGGAGCUAGGUCGUUUGGUCCUCUUGGUGGCGCCUUUCAUAUCGGAGUGGUCAUGGCGCAACACAUAAAUAAUCUUUCUACCUGGACGGCAACUUUGUGUCGUAUAUGAAUUUAUGAAGCAUUUUUUUGUACAGCUACUUCAUUGCGUUUGCCAUAAUAUUGGCACCAGCAAUGAGUUAGAUAUGUAAACUGUUGGUGAUAUUUACAUGGUUAUCUGUCAUUGAAGAGUAACCAGAAACAAUAUGAAACAUCAAACGUAAUUUUAAUUGUCGCUGGUACCUUAUUUAUCAUCUAUUUAUCUCUGAAUACAGCAUUUCAGCUUCUUUGCAAAGUAACCAUGUGAGGUUGGUCAGUCAACUGAAACGUUGGAGCGUUUGAGUAGUGAGUGUUGAACUUAUUUACUUAAUUUUUGUUUUCCAUUUUAACGUCUUGUAAAUUAACCCUUGAAUAACAUUAGAUUUUUUUAAUGUAUAAAGAUGACUUUGCAAUAUGAGUGAAUUAUCAUAUACAGUGGCAGGACCCACGAAUCACUUUUUGUAGUUAUGUAAUUAUAACAAUCUGGUAUACAUAUUUCUGGCGGGACUGAAUGGUGGCGUUCACCAGCGAAUCACCAAUCAUGCUGACAGCAUGCUAAACGAAAAUAGAAGCAGUACAUAUCUUUCAUUGGACAGUUUUACAGUCAAAUUACCACAAAAAAGUAUUCAUGUGUCAUGUUGCCGACAUCUUUUUUGCAGGCUUUUUCUUGGCAAGUCUUUCGGGUGGAACUAAAGUACUUGUUCUGUGAAUGUGUUCCGGUUUAUUGUAAAUAUGAAGGUGUACCAAUUGUGGUUGGUAAAAAGGGCUCUGUGGUGGCAUUUUGUAAUAAUGAUUAUCGUAAAUCAUAUAAUAAUGACGACGAUACGGGUCUGUGGGUAGGCUGUUAAUUUAUACAAAACAGCUGGGUACACUGAUGCAAUUCAUACCAUAUUACUGCAUGUUAAGCGUAUGUAUUCUGAGACAUAAAAGGUUUUCAUUAGAGUGACUGGUAAGAGAAAGAAACCUGAAGGUAUUGUUUACGGUUUGCGUCAUAACUGACAUUUGUGGUAAACCAUUGUGAAGUUGCCAAGCUGUUCAUCUUUGAGGUUUAACUUCGUUGCCCAUUUAUUAGGUAGUAAUUAUUUUUGCCGCUAUAUACUUGCACUCAUGUUUGACCUCGAAGGUUUCCAUGGUAUAUGUUAUACUUCAUGACACGUGGUACAUGCAUUGACAGAAAUACAUAAUAAGGAUCAUGUGUAGUGACUUCAAAUCAUUGCUAUUGACCAGCUGUUUUUUUGCUGGAGUGAGGCCAUUGGUGUACAGUUCAUAAAACAUCUAAACUGUUCAUUAAAAUAAGUGGAAAUCUUCCCGAAUCGCCUACCAUACAUAAGCGCUACUUAAACUAUAUUUCACAAAAUAUGCGUGGCUUAUUAUUCGUCCUUCAAUUCCCACAAUGCAUUGUCAUUAAUGCCUUGACAACACACCUCCGGUUGUCGAUUCCAUCCAUAAUAGUUUCUUUGGAGGUAUUUCCCGCCUCUCAAUUUCAUCCAAGUUCACAAAAUUCAUGAUGUCAGAGGAGAUGCGCUAGAAGGUCAUUGUCAGUUUCUAUGUAUAUAGCUUUUGAAUGUAAGAAAAUUAGAGUUUACAUACGGGCUUGUCUCUGGUUUGUUUUUUGUUUUCCCUUUUCACUGAUUGCGUCUAAAUUGCUUAAAAUCUGGUUACUACAUACUCUUGCUGUAUGUUACUACAUGGUCGAACUGCCCUGACAAACAUGUAUUGGGCGGAACCGUCUAAAUCCACUUGUUGGAUUUUGUGUCAAUAAUCUGCAAUUCUUCCUUCAAAAAUGUCUGAUAUAAGAGGAUUCAUAAGAAGUAAAGCAAAGGAUUUACUUGAUAUAGUUUCACGAUAUAGUAUCAGUCGAAAACUGUGUUAGGCACACAGUCUUUUAAAAGUCCCCUGUUUAACCUUUUCCGUUUUCUGAUGGCAACGAAAGAUUGGAAGACAGCAUCACACGUAAUGACCUUUUUAGAUUUUAUUUGUAUAUUUGCAAUUUGUUUAGUAAUAUGACUGAUUUUUUGUUCUCUAUUUACUUGCUUAUGCUGUUUUUUGGCUGACGGUCUAGUUAGACCAUGACAAUGCUUUAAUUCAUGAGAUAUUUCUUCUAAACUUUGUGCUGUUUAUGUACGCGUAUAGACGUACACCUGAGUUUGAAAACUGGUUUAUUGUAUAACCGCCGGUCGGGUAUUUUCAGGUUUCCAAGAAGAUUUCCAUUUACUGCAAGCGGUGGAGUACAAUGAGGAAACGCCCUAUUCUGACUGACCGUAGGAUUUGUACUUUUCAUAAAUUUAUUCUAAAUUGAUUUCCGUAGGUUUUGAUGUGAGCUCGGAAUAUUAUUGAGGCACACAAAUUAAGCUAGUUCAAAUGCUUAACGCUAGCACGAAGGUACAGAAAACAGUGGAAAUUGGCGAAAGUCCUCAUGAUGUUCAAAUUCAGAAACUUGAUUUUACUGAAGGAAAAAACUGUAAGUUGAUCAAUUUCCUCUUCUUGUUUUAUUUGAUUAUUUAAAAAGUACGACCUGCCGUCUAUCUAUGCCAUUGGACAUUGGUCAGUCUUGCUUUUGGUUCAUUAUAUACUUCCAAGAGAAUGUUGCUCCACAAAAGCAAAUAAAGGGACAUGAAUUUAAA
This is a messenger RNA of Patiria miniata (bat star), 5434 nucleotides long. Its product is annotated as neuronal acetylcholine receptor subunit alpha-3-like. Gene Ontology annotation, biological process: regulation of membrane potential; nervous system process; signal transduction. Gene Ontology annotation, cellular component: neuron projection; postsynaptic membrane; synapse. NCBI's taxonomy places the organism in Eukaryota, Metazoa, Echinodermata, Asteroidea, Valvatida, Asterinidae. Bases 662 to 2170 code for a protein of 502 amino acids. The transcript is spliced from 8 exons. Gene Ontology annotation, molecular function: acetylcholine-gated monoatomic cation-selective channel activity; transmembrane signaling receptor activity. The record is from RefSeq and is a predicted model, not a curated record.